Aspergillus eucalypticola CBS 122712 is the source of this 1476-nucleotide messenger RNA. Its product is annotated as cytochrome P450. Gene Ontology annotation, molecular function: oxidoreductase activity, acting on paired donors, with incorporation or reduction of molecular oxygen; monooxygenase activity; iron ion binding. The coding region runs from base 1 to 1476 and encodes 491 amino acids. The transcript has 9 exons. NCBI's taxonomy places the organism in Eukaryota, Fungi, Ascomycota, Eurotiomycetes, Eurotiales, Aspergillaceae. The record is from RefSeq and is a predicted model, not a curated record.
AUGCAGCUAUUAUCCCUACUUUUCAAUUCUUUCGUCGCUGGCAUACUUUUGCUUCUCGGCACUGGCUGCUAUGUUAUUUACCAGUGCUUUUUGUCUCCUUUAGCCCGAAUUCCGGGACCUUUUUGGGCCAAGCUUACCAACUGGCAUCGGGCAUACCUCACCUACGAGGGACAAGCUCAUCGCAAGUACCUUGCGCUUCAUCGGAAGUAUGGUGCAGUGGUCCGCACAGGACCAAACGUGUUGAGCGUAGCGGACCCGACAGCGUUCAGGGAAAUAUAUAAGGCGGGAGGAAAAUUCGCCAAAUCCGCGUCAUAUAGCGUCCCAAAAGAGAUUCACGCCUUUGACCUCUUCCGCCAGCGGAACGAAAAGAUACAUGGCGAACAGAGAAAGCUCGUUGCACGUGCUUAUUCAAUGGAUUCGAUGGUUCAUCUCGAGCCCAAUGUCAGCUCCCUCCUCACGAGCAUGGUGCAAAAGCUGGACACCCUGUCCGGGGUUGUUGACCUUGGAGUAUUUCUGCAAUUGUUCGCAUUUGAUGUAAUCGGUGCAGUCAGUUUCUCACGCCCGUUUGGCUAUGUCACUGCCGGGGACGACGAUGGCGUGUUUUCUCGGCUCAAGCAAUCGUUGCGGUCAAUGUCCUGGCUCAUGAACGUACCCUGGUUCUACGAUCUUCAUCAAGUGCUCAAGCCAUUAAUUGGGAAUUGGUUGGCAGUCAAUGAUCGAAAUGGCUACUUCUACCAAUUUGCAGCUCAAGAGAUCGUCUCGCGGAAAGACCGGGGUGGUGAUGACCGAGAUAUCGUAAACCAGCUGUUUGCAAUUCAGAAGACCAAGCCUCAUUUUAGUGACACGGACAUGGCAUAUAUGUUGACUGCGAAUGUGUUUGCCGGCUCAGAUACGACGGCGACAUCGCUCAAUGCGAUAUUUUAUCUCCUCCUGAAAAAUCCGACCGUUUACCAGAGGCUGAUGCAAGAGUUGGAAGAGAAGAGAGCGGCCGGAGAGCUGAGUGAUCUGGUAACAUUCCAGCAAGCAGAAUCCUGUCCUUAUCUGCAGGCUGUGAUGUAUGAGGCGCUCCGACUGUAUCCUGCUGCUGGACUUCAUCUGAACCGUGAUGUCCCGGAGGGGGGUAUGAAGAUUGGGAAGUACUAUGUUCCAGAGGGCACGGUGGUCGGGUCAUCUGCGUGGGUAAUUCACCGCCUCCCCGAGAUAUGGGGUCCUGACUUUGAGGAAUUCCGUCCGGAGAGGUGGCUGGAAGGGGAUGUGGGAAAUCUCAAACGAUUCUAUUUCUCAUUUGGCGGUGGUUCCCGCACCUGCGUUGGAAGGAGUAAUUGGCUAGAGAUGUCAAAGCUCGUUCCCACCCUUCUUAUGCGCUACAACAUUCAAUUGGCACCGGGUGCUAAAGUGACGGAUGAGAGCGGAGGUUUAAUCUUUAUCAAAGGACUUAAUGUUCUCUUAAGUCCGCGACAGAGAGCAGUGGCGUGA